Molecule: messenger RNA, 15683 nt
Organism: Canis lupus familiaris (dog)
Lineage: Eukaryota; Metazoa; Chordata; Mammalia; Carnivora; Canidae
Gene: LCOR
Product: ligand dependent nuclear receptor corepressor
Exons: 9
Coding region: 238-5274 (1678 amino acids)
Molecular function (GO): DNA binding
Source: RefSeq, a predicted model, not a curated record
GCGUGCGCGGGGCCGCGGCGGAGGCAGGGCCGGGCGGGCGGCAGAAGAUGGCGAGGGUGUGUAGGCGGCAGCAAUGCUCCGUUGAGAGACGCGGCUUUCGGCAGGAACUGGACUCGUGGCGCCACAAGCUCAUUCACUGUGUAGGUCCCGUUUCCCUCUGUGCGGCGGCCGGCGGGACCAUAAGGGCUUAACUCAUAUAUUUAACCCCCCUCCAAAAAGGUUUCGUUGGAAGGAAUUAUGCAAAUCCUGCUUUCUGGUGUCCAUUCAGCGGCAAUUUCAUGCGGGUUUGAAAGUAUUCUUGAAGGGCUGUUUGGACCUGCAUUAUUAAAAGAUCUCAGUUUAUUUAAAGACUGUGAACGUGAAAGCAUUUCUGAUUGGACUUUUGAUGAAAAUUGUCUAUUCUGUUGCUUGAGAAGAGAUAAAGUAAAGGGACACUUAGUCGGUCUGGAUGAACCAGCUUCGGGAGCUGGGCAAGAAGCUCUGCUUAAACAAGAGCAAGCAAAAAUCAUUCGAUUCGAGAGACAAGCAGAAGAGUUCCUCAAUGCAGUCUUUUAUAGAAAAGACAGUCCCUGGGUCUCUGACCCCAAUAUUCCCCUAGUGGCCCGUGAGAUCAUGCAGCGAAUGAUCCAACAAUUUGCUGCUGAAUAUACCUCAAAAAAUAGCUCUACUCAGGACCCCAGCCAGCCCAAUAGCACAAAGAACCAAAGCCUGCCGAAAGCAUCUCCAGUCACCACCUCUCCCACGGCUGCAACUACUCAGAACCCUGUGCUCAGCAAACUUCUCAUGGCUGACCAAGACUCACCUCUGGACCUUACUGUCAGAAAGUCUCAGUCAGAACCUAGCGAACAAGACGGUGUACUUGAUCUCUCCACUAAGAAAAGUCCAUGUGCUGGCAGCACUUCCCUGAGCCAUUCUCCAGGUUGCUCCAGUACUCAAGGGAACGGUGAGAACUCAACAGAGGCUAUAGCAGUAGAUUCUAACAAUCAGUCGAAGUCCCCACUGGAGAAGUUUAUGGUCAAACUGUGCACUCAUCAUCAGAAGCAGUUCAUCCGUGUCCUGAACGAUCUGUACACUGAAUCCCAGCCAGACACUGAGGACCUGCAACCUGAUUCUGGAGCAAUGGAUACAUCCACUUGCAAUGCUGGCUGUGCCCAGCUAGGAACAAAACAUAAGGAAAAGGAUGCUGCGUGUCUCGAUAUGAAGUCUCCUACUUCUGUAGAUUUGUUCGUAGACUCAUCAGGCUCACACAGCCCUCUACAUUUGACAGAACAGGCCCUCAAGGAGCCUCCUCCUGAGUCAAACUCUGUAGAUGGAAGAGAGAAUGCCUUGACUGUUAUCCAGAAAGAUUCCUCUGAACUUCCAACCACUAAACCUAAUUCUGGUAGUUCAAUGGAUAGUUCCACUCUGGGAUACCUCACUGCAUCUAAUUCUUCCUCAUUAAGCUUCCACCACAACUCUAAGAGCUUGGAGGGGCAAACCACUGGACAGGAGCAAGACACGAAUAUGAAAAUAUGUGAGGAUGGGAAAGACCAUAUGCAGAGCUCAGCUUUAGUAGAAAGUCUAAUUGCAGUGAAAGUGGCCACUGAGAAUAGUGAGGAGAGCAACAGCUGUAUUGUUUCUCAAAGAAAUUCAUUCAAAGCUUUAUCAGAAGAGGCUUGGGACUCAGGGUUUAUGGAGAAUUCACCUAGAACUGCUGACAAAGAGAAUGCUUUACUUUGUAGCUCAAAAACAUCUAUGCGCCAGGAGUUAGAGUCCAGUGAACAAGAUUCGAGGCCAAAGCAAGAGAACCAUCUUCACUCACUAGGAAGAAAUAAGGUGAGUUAUCAUUUACAUCCCAGUGAUAAGGGUCAGUUUGAUCAUUCCAAAGAUGGUUGGUUAGCUCCCAGCCCAAUGCCAGCUGUACACAAAGCAUCCAAUGGACAUUCACGAACCAAGAUGAUAUCAACCUCCAUUAAGACAGCUCGGAAAAGUAAAAGGGCAUCAGGGUUGAGGAUAAACGAUUAUGAUAACCAGUGUGAUGUCGUUUAUAUCAGUCAGCCAAUAACAGAAUGCCACUUUGAGAAUCAAAGAUCAAUAUUAUCUUCACGGAAAACAGCCAGGAAGAGUACUCGAGGAUACUUUUUCAAUGGUGAUUGUUGUGAGCUGCCAACUGUUCGCACACUGGCCAGAAAUUUACACUCCCAAGAGAAAGCGGGCUGUUCAACAGUGGAGCCAGAGACAGUGGUCACUCCCAAGCAGACCCUUACACUUUCAGCGCCUGCACCUGUAGUGGAUAUGCAGGAUCCCAGAGAAGACAACCAGGAAGAACCUAGUAAAGAAACAACCUCCCUCAAGGAAGGAGAAGGAGAAGCUUCCUCUGACAAGGAAUCUCAAGAGUCUGAGGUUUGCCCCAUGACAAAUAAACCAAGUCCAAGCAGCUCUCCUAAGUCAGAGGAAAUGACAGCCCCCAGCCUGGUGUCUGCUCUACCUGCUCACCUUCCUGAAGAGGACAGGCCAGAAGGCAGCUCCACGGUCUCAAUUCCCACUGCAAGUGGGAUAGCUUCCCCUGAACAAGACCAACAACAAGUCGAGCUGCUGGGUAUCAAGGAUGUCAAGGAGGGGACUCUUAUCCAAGAUGGUCACCUGGUUUCCUCUACUGAGAACAUUUCUGAGGGAGGCAGUGAAGAUGUUGUUUCUAGGCCUCAUUCUUCUCCUGAAGAAGCCAAUAGAGAGGAAGAUCCUCCAUGCUCAGAAAGUCCCCCAGUGGGCCCAGAGCCUCCUCUGAGCCUGGGGAAAGCUGAAGACAACCAAAGCAUCAGUACUGAGGCCACAACUAAAGACACUCAGGAGCUAGAUACUGACCCACUCUUGAAGGAAAGCAGCACUUUUACUAAUGAAAACCCCAGUGAAAUUGAGGACAGUGAGGCAGCAGGUGGUACAGGAAAAUUAGAGGGACAGGGCAGUGACAUAAAACAUUCUUCAGAAAAAGAUGUAUGCGAUCAAAACAUUGACUCACCUGAAGAGAAUGUGGACAAGAAGAAAAAAGGUAAAAAAACUCCUGAAGCCUCUGACAGGUGCCUAAGGAGUCAGCUUUCAGAUCCCUCCUCUGUCGAUAGGUGCCUAAGAAGUCAAAGUUCAGAUUCUUCCUCUGCUUGUCCUGAGAUCAAGGUUUCCAAAAAUCCUGGUACAAAACGUUCUAAAAAAGAAGGGUGCCCUGGUGAGAUGGCACCUGAGAGCCUUCUGGCUGACAGUUUCCAUACAAAAGGUCUGGAGGAUACUGAAAACCCAGAUGUCAAUGAAAAUCCUUAUGAGAAAGAUGCUGAGCAGGAGGGUGAAGGAGGUGGGAUCAUCACCAGGCAGACUUUUAAGAACAUGCUAGCAAAACAAGUGAAGGGGGAAGAAGGAGAUAUUUUUCCUAGCAGUGAUCCUAUAUCCACAGUUGGCCAGCCCCUGCCUGGAGAGAGACUGGAAAUUUAUGUUCAGUCUAAGUUAGGUGAGAAAAAUGCUCAUGACCCCUCAGAAAGUAUUCCUUAUACCUUCCCAGAACAAUCAAAAGAGAAGCCAGAACCAAUUCCUGCACAAGAUACGGAGGAGGUUGUGAAUGAGGUAGGCACUGCAAACACCCAGGAUAAAGAUGACAAUAGUGACGCACCAUCCAGUGCACUUGGGUUGUCAAGCAGUGGAAGUGGUGAUACUGCUGGGCCCCCCAAAUGGGUACCAAGGCUUACAAGACUGACCUCUUCGACCUAUAACCUAAGACACGCUCAUUCUCUGGACUCCUUGGAUACUGCAAAAGUGACUUCAGAAAAGGAAGCAGCACAAGGAAACCCAAUGCCAAAGGAAAAUGAAGCUUCAGAGAGUGGAGAUCCCUUAGAUGAUGACGAUGUGGACACGGUGGUAGAUGACCAGCCAAAGUUUGUGGAAUGGUGUGCAGAGGAGGAGAACCAAGAGCUUAUUGCCAACUUCAAUGCCCAGUACAUGAGAGUUCAGAAAGGCUGGAUUCAGUUGGAAAAAGAAGCACAGCCAACACCAAGAUCAAGGAACAAGUCAGAUAAACUGAAGGAGAUUUGGAAAAGCAAGAAAAGGUCACGGAAAUGUAGGGGUUCGUUGGAGGUUCAAAAGUUUUCUCCUGUUCAGAUGCUGUUUAUGACACACUUUAAGUUAUCUAAUGUUUGCAAAUGGUUCUUAGAAACAACUGAAACCCGGUCUCUGGUGAUCGUGAAGAAGCUCAAUACUCGUCUUCCAGGAGACAUCCCCCCUGUCAAGCAUUCUCUUCAGAAGUACUCUCCUUCCAGCCUGUACCCCAGUUCACUACAGGCUGAGCGCUUGAAAAAACACUUGAAGAAAUUUCCUGGAGCUACUCCUGCUAGGAACAAUUGGAAAACACAGAAGCUCUGGGCUAAAUUUCGAGAAAAUCCUGAUCAAGUGGAGCCAGAGGAUGGCAGUGAUGUCAGCCUCAGCCUCAAUUCUGAAGACAGCAUAGAGGAAGUCAAGGAAGGUCGAAAUAGCCAUCCUCCUACAAACUCGCCUACUCCAGCAAGUACCCGGAUCCUCAGAAAAUAUUCCAAUAUUCGAGGAAAGCUCAGAGCCCAGCAAUGCUUAAUCAAAAACGAGAAAAUGGAAAGCCCAUUUGGACAGCCUGUGGAAAGUAAACAGAGCUGUAAGAGUGUAUGCAUCAAUCCUUUGAUGUCCCCCAAGCUUGCCCUGCAAGUGGAUGCAGAUGGGUUUCCCAUUAAGCCCAAGAGUACUGAUGGAAUGAAGGGAAAGAAAGGGAAGCAUGUGUCAGAAAUCUUACCCAAAGCAGAAGUGCAGAAUAAACGCAAGAGGACAGAGAGCAGCACUCAGGACAGGAAGGACAAGGGGCCUGUGGUGAAAGCCAGCAAAGAAAAGCAUCCUGAUGGAUCCACCAAAACCCCUGCAGCCAAGAAGCCAGCUGCAAGGGACAGAGUCAGCCAACUGCCCAAAAAGACAUCCUUGAAAGAGAAUAAAGUGAAGAUCCCUAAAAAGUCUCCUGGGAAGAACUGCCCUCCCUCCAGGAGGGAAAAAGAGAAUACAAGCAAAAGACCCACCCAGCCCACUGCCUCGGAGACAGGGACAAAACCUGCAAAGCAAAAGGGGGUAGGUGAAUCCUCUUCCAGGCCACAAAAAGCCACCAACAGGAGGCAGAGCAGUGGAAAGACUCGGGCCAGACCCUUGACAAAAACCCCUGAGAGCAGUGCAGCCCAGAGAAAGCGAAAGCUGAAGGCAAAGCUGGACUCUUCUCAUGGCAAACGGAGACGGCUAGAUGCAAAGUGAUCACAAGGCUGGCAGCCACGAGUUAAACUGUCCUACAGAAGUAACCCUUCAUUUUGCAUUAAUUAAAUCUGCUUUUAUAAGCUUAUCCAGCCUUUCAAAUCUGCAGUUAAUGAAGAACACCACAAUUGAAGAUGUCAGAAAAUGCACCUCAGAUGGAGAAGGGAACUUGCAGAGUCUUUCUCUGAGGCUGAGUAAGGGAAGUUAUAUAUUAUAUUCUGGUUGUUCCUUGGGUUUUAAACUUGGAACCAAGCAGUUUUAGUUUUUAAAAGUACAGUGCCUUAUUUAUCCUUUUUGUUUUUAAAUUUUACAAAAGCUAAAAAGCUGAUCUAUGUGAUUAAAGGCUUGUAUUUUAUACUUGAUGCACAAGCACUUGUACUGUAGCCGAGAAGACCACCAUCAUGCACAUAAAAGUAGCUUUUCAGCAGCCACCCUGCAGUGUCUGUACAUGAACAGAUGCUCAUCUUUGCAAACCCUAGCAGUGAACUUCCCUCUCUAUCUUGUUUGUUUAAAAGAUAUUCGAAAGCUAAACCAAAUCAUUUUUAUGGUAUGUGGAGAAUGCAGAGGGAAUUUAUGAUUAUUAUGAAAGAUGAAUAUUUCUGUUACCCUUUUUAAAAAAUCAUAUUCAUUAUUGGUCACUCCUCUCACUUUUGAUCCUUUGUCAUUUAGAAAAUGUAUUCUAAAUUACAUGCCCAUGGGACAAAAGAUGUGUCACAAGAUGUUAAUAUUGGGUUAUGAUCUCUAAAAAUUAUUUACACCCCCUCAGGUGAUUUGCAUUACUGACUCUUACCAUCCUUUUCAUUUUUGGCCUUGCUAGCAUUCUAACGAGGUUUUCACCUGACUUUAGAGGGAAAAAAAAUACAGGAUUUUUUUUUUUCAUCUUGUGACUGUAACUUGACAUUUAGGAUGAGAGUGGCUGUUCUAAUAUUCUUUCUUACCCUGAAAACUUCCAUAUUCAAAGAAAGCCGUUAUUUCCAGUAAUAGAAAAGUUUAAGAGUUUGUGUGUACAUGUGCAUUUGGGUGCAUUUGCCUGUGGUUAUUAGCCACAGAUGUCUCCCAGCCCCAGUUCUACAGUAAAAUUCUUUCUUCCCCAUGCAGUGAGCUGGGUAAUUAGCACAGGUCAGAUGGUUUAAAUGUGGCCCAGGGUCUCUAUGAGUAUCCCCAAAACCAGUUGGGCACCAGGCUCAGAAAGGUCUAAACAGCACAGUUAUAUUAAGGUCAGAGCAGCCUUGCGGUGGAGGAAACAGCUCCAGCGUCUCCUUGUGGGCCCACACCCAUCCUCUCACCUGGAGCUCAUGUUCUGUUGGCAUAUCCCAAUGUGAAUGUACAUGCUUAAAGUGGGUAUUAGCAUUCUGAUUGAUUAGCACCAUACUGAUAGUUAAUGCUUGUAGUAGCACUCCUGCCUCUGUCAUGUCAGGUUCUGUUUCAUGGCUCAAAAGUGAGAGCUGCAGUGUUUGUAACUAAUGUUUGCCUUUCCUGAGUGACACCUGAGGUGGUUGCAUUGGUUUUACCUUGGUGCCUAUAACAUUGCUCCAUUAUAACAUAGUGUGUACUCAAUAUUUCCACUGGGCCACUCUACACAAAAGGCUUGGUUGUUAAUGCUUCAACCAACUUCUCUAAUGUGCUCUGUCACAGAAGUAGGCUUGUAUGGACAGGUGCUACUCUGUCCUUUUAUUAAAAAUUUUCCAUUUAGAUUGUUCAGAUCUGUUUAGGUAAACCCAGAUGAACUUUUUUCAUGCAUAGUUUGAUCAAGUCAUGAUAAAAACAGGCCUUCUUCCCAUUUUGUUAAAGGUUUGCUAUAUAUAAUGAGAACUUCUGCUGACUGGAUAGGACUGGAGAGAAACAUUUGAUUCAUGGGAAAUGGAGAAGUGUUGAAUUUCAUAGACAGUGAAGCUGUCUUCAAUGAAGCCUUGACUCCCCCCCCCCCCCCCCCCCCGCAAUGUCUCCUCUAUCCCAUGAGUCUCUUUUUUUUUGUUUGAAUAUCUUUGACUUUGGCCGUUCAGGAGCUACCUAUAUUAAUGAGACUGCUGAGUGUGUAUGCUGGGCAGCCCCCUUUCUCAGCAUUAAGUUGCACAGAAGCAUUAGUAUGUUUUGAGUAGGUUCAGUUAAUCUCUGAAAAGUGGUUUUGAAGUUUUAAAAAAAAAAUAUUUUCAUAGAGUCGUCACUGGAUACUGUUUUUGUGGUGACUUCAACAGCAGAGGUUUGCCGAUGUCACGUGUGCUGACUCCUGCACAUAUGUUGCAGGCACUCCCCUUAGCUGCAUGUAGACUACCUUGUGGUGCUUGGAUUAGGUCAGGGAGAGGUGUGAGGCAGUGAACAGGUGGAGCCCAUCCAGUUCCAGGUCUAUAACUCAUCCCGUUAAUUUUCUAAGUUCUUUUUCAUUUUAAAGAGCUUACUUCAAGAUUAUAGCCUUUCUCCCAUUUUAGGCAGUAUUUAAGAAAAGGUAGCAAUGUGUAUGCAUUUUUUUUUAUACAUCUUUAAAAUCAACUUACAUUUUAUUGUAGUAACAACACUCCCAUAGACUGGGAUUCUACAUAAUUAGAACACUUACAAGUUUAGAAGUAUUUUUAUACUUGUUAAAUCUCAUUUUUGCUGAUUCAGUUAAUUUUGCUAAUAGAAGGAAGAAAAAAAUAUGAACUUGAGGGCUAGCUCUGGAAUGCCCUUUUACACUUAGAGCCAGUGCUGGCAAACCGGUCUCCUAGACGCCUCCACGCCAGACUCGCAACUGACUUGUUUCCCCUUGUUUUCCCUGUCUUGCAAAGACCUCCUUUUUAUAGCCAUCUUCACAGUAUGGCUGGCCACCAUAUGCAAAGGCAGUCUGUCCGACAUUCCAGAUUCCAAAUAAAAAAAAAAAUUAUGCUCCUGGGCCCAUCCUCAGUGCAGUGACUGUCCCAGCAUUGGAGCUGAAGUUGCUGACCAGAGAACACUGGUAUUACCUCCGAGCUUCUGGGAGAGCUGCAGGAUGCCUGGGAAGCAAUCACCGAAGCUCUACCAUAGCUCUGCAGAGCUGGACCCUCUUUAGGAGACCCAGCUUCUGGCUUCCAUUUUCUAGCCCCUGAGGCUCCCUGGGUUUGGGAGGAUGACAUGGAGACUGCUUCCUGGUCAGGACCCAGAGCCUCACCCAUAGCACUCCCUCAGACCCUUAGCAAUCUGUAGCACAGCAGGAAGGCUUUAUUCUGCUCUUAAAGCUUCCUGCAUAGCAUGUCAUUGGUGUCUGUUAAUCUGCAGUUGCCAGUCUCUUGGAUCCCUUAGGUAGGCCAAUUCUGUUGUAUCUGUAUUUCAUGAAAGAUUUCUACACAAGCCUUAUCUAAAAAACAAUACUCUUAGGCUGUGGGUUUUGUUCUUGUAGUAGUAUGGAUUGGAGAGGUACAGUUCACCAUCCCUUUACAGGCGUGUUACUCCUGACGGGCUCCUCUGUGCAUUACUCACCAUUCAGAUAGGACAUCAGUGAAACACAUCACUUCAAGACAGUUGCUUUGAACUGAAGUUUGGUUUCUUUCCUGUCUUGUGGUGGAUUCUAUGGUGAGGGCUAAAGCUGUUGCUUUCCUCUAAGGACAGCAGCCUGCUGAUUGAAGGACCUAAGAGCUAAUUAGGAAAGGACAGCAUACAACACGAUGCAGGUGUCACCAAUAGCACAUCUGGUGGUUGGUUUGUCACUGCACCUGAGACUGUAUUGGAAUUUCCCAAGGUGCUGGGCUUAGGAGCCACACUCGUUCCUGUUGGUUUCCUAUCAACCCACACAAGCUAUCUUUUUAACAGACACCCUAUCAAGGGUUUGCAGACUAUGGGCUGGUCACUCUUUUGUAAAUAAAAGUUUAUUGGAACAUAGCCAUGCCCAUUUGUUUAUGUAUUUUCCAUGGCUGCUUUCAAACAGGGUGGAGUAUCUACGACAGAGACCAUAUGGCCUACAAAGCCUGAAAGAUUUACUGACUGGACUUUUCAGAAAAAGUUUGUUGACCCUCCUUGCUUAAGAAAAUAAUUCUUUUUCAGGAACAAAUUUUGACUUCCCUCCCUUGUCCUCUUCUUCUUUUUCCUCCUUAUCUUUCCUCAGUUUUGUUCUUCUUUUACAUUUCUUUAUUUCUCCUUGCUAUGGAAGAGACACCUGAGCUACCGUAGCCUCACGUCUUCCUUCUUGGAGCCUCCCAUCACUGUGGCCACAGUGGGGCUGUCUUUAGCCUGAGGAGUUAGACCCCACAGCCAAAUACAGCUUCAGAUUUCUCAGGAUGGCCUGGGCCUCUCAAUUCACUCAGUCCUUAUCUUAGACCUGACUCUGGCUUCACAUCUUGUGUGUUACUGAAGCAAGCCAAGAUUUGGUUUUUGUUUUUGUUUUUUUGUUUGUUUUGUUUUUUCAAAAUUAGCUGAGAAUACUUUAGUUAGAGGUUCAGUUUUCUGAGCCACAUGUUUAGAUACGGAAAAAGCCUUUUCACAGAAGGGAAACAGAGUCUAGUCACUAACCCAAAGGAAAUAUUAUGUAAUGUUUUUGGGCAGCUUCUAGGAAAAUAAAAAUGUAUCAGCACUGAUAUUUUUUCAGUCACAUACUCUCCUUUCAAAAUAACUUUAUUAAAAGCAAGCCAACAAAUAAAAAAUAAGGGCUUGCUUUGAACAUGCUUUUAGAAAAGAAUAGGAAAUUGGAGCAUAUCAGAACCUGAGUGUGACUGAGAAGUUGUAGAUUGUACCUUUGGAUCAAAUCCAGUCAACCUCCAAGCUGUUGGUCUUUCCUCACCCCCACAACUCAAAUACAAGCUUCUAUACUGUGUCAUAUCAGUGAAAAAAUUUAUUUCAGUGGCCCCAGAACAGUGAUAGUUUCAGUUCUUUUGAAACAGAUUAAUUAUCAUUUUGACUUCUCAGCUGUUAGUUUUUGUCCUCUUAUGGCUUGAUACCUACUGAAGUACUGGAAACUCUUUCUACAAGUAUGAAAUCAUGUCUCUGUAUAUCACAUUGACAAGGCAGUCCUCAUAGCCCAGCAGAAGUAUUCUUCCCCAGGCUUGCUCCCAAAUUCUUUUGCAGGGAAAAAAAUUAAAAUAAAAAGAUUAUUGUAUUUAAAACAAGCAGAAUUGUGGAAAGCCUUUUGAGGCAACCUUCAAUAUAGUCCAUCCCUUGAAAUGUCAAAACAGACUGCUUGUUCUACAGUGGAUGGAUUGGAAGACUUGAAGGUCUGAUCUCUUUCCUUUAAAGAUAUUAAGUCAUACUCAGGCAGAAACCCAGAGCUCUCUGAUGCUGCUUCUGACUUAGGGCUUUGCUAUGUUGUGCUUGGGGUUCCAGAGCACCACCUGGGGCACUUCUGCAGAGGGUUUGCUUGCUCAUGCUUUUGCUCUGGGAACUGCUCACUCAGUUACUUCCAUUACCUCCUGUCUGUCUGAUCUUCUUUUCCCAGAGUGCUGGUGGUAUACGCUCAGUGCUCAGGAGACCUCCUUUGCUUCAUUGUUUAGAGGAGCACUUGUGUAGUUCCACCCACCUGGAGAGCACAGUGAUACACAGAGGCUUUCUCCCCUGCCUGAGACCAGUCCACUUAACACAAGGUGCUUAGCAGUAGGCAAGGAACAUGAAAGUACAUAUUGCCCAUAAGACAGCAACAACAGCAACAAAAAACAGGUGUUUAUGGUUUUAUAAUAUGCCAGAGGUUAGAGGAAUGCAUUUUACCUUUUUUUAAAGGGUUAUAUAUUUUUUAAAUGAAAGUAACAGAGACCAUAUGUAGCUGAUCACAGCCUAAAAUAUAAAAUAUCCACAACCUGGCUAUUUGUAAAAAAGGUUUACCGACCCUUUCAGUAUGUCAUUCAAGAUCAGUUAUGUGGACAGUUAGGCACAAAUAUUGUUCACAUAAUCCAACCUUGCACCAUUUUCUAUCCUUUUAGAUUUGAGGGUGUCUUGCCUGUUCAUCUUGGCACACAGGCUGCUGUUGCACAUUAUUUCUGAGUAUGCUUAUGAACUAAAGAAAAAGUAUCCCUUUUUGUUGAUCUUAUCUACUAGGAUAAGUAGUUAAAACUAGAAUUGCAAAGCCUUUUAAGUCUUCCUCUGUGGCAAACAGAUUUAGUAAUAGACCUAAAGCCUAGAUAGUGCCUCUCCUUGUCAGCACAGGCAGGCUCGUUUUACCCCCUAGAGCCCUCUUUUCUUUUUCGUGUAUGGUAUAUUUGAAGGCUCACUCCUCAAGUUUUGGUCACUACUUGUGAGCAUAAAUGGCUGGCCUGUACCUGUUUGAACCCUGAAUCCAGCCUGGCCAUUCUCAGCUCUCUUAAAAACACCAGCAUGUUGAUGGCACCUUGGUGGCACACCAGCAGCUGUAGACUGAAGAAGCUCAGAGCUCUCUGGCCUGGCUCACCUCAGUCUGAAGAGCCAUUCUUGACACCUCACCUCUUCCCUCUUCUGCUUAGGCCACCCAGCCCCCUUUAGGUAUCUUCUCUGGGACAGUCUCCCAUCUCCCAAGCAUGUCACUGGCCAUAGCUGUGUCCUACUAGAAACCUCUUUCUCUCCAUAACUUUAACUUUCCUUCUGGAAUGUAGCCAUUGGGUCCAAAUGCUCUUCAGUUUAUCAACUUUUUCAACCCACUUGUUUUCUGUAAUCUGCACCUCAUGCUGUCUUGCAGCUGAAGCUGUAGUAUUUGAGAGGUAGUUUGUGAGAAAGAUGCUAUAUAAACAAGAUCUGCAUAAUUUUAUGUAUUUAUACCACAGAUAGGGAUUCGUUUUAGAGCCACUGUAGUUUAAGGGUAUUCAUUUCACAGUGUUCUAGGAGACUGUGUUGUUGACUGUGGUUUCAAAUACAUUGUAUAAUACAUAGUUAUACACACCACUGUGGGAUUUAUUUCACUGUGUAAAUAGUGAUAUUUUCCUGUUCAAAUGCUUCUAUACAAAGUAUUUAUUUUAACAACAAAAAAACUGUCAAAAGGGCUUUCCAAUAAAGUGUUCUUUCUAGCCAUCCAUUCUCCUCAAUUACCAUGCUCAUCCAUUGUACCCCCUCCCCCAAACAACAUAGUGAAAGCAGAGGACGCAGCCUUGAAACCCUCACUCUGUUUGGGCAUAUGCAAUGUGGUUUGGGAACCUGAGUGCUUCCCCCACUGUCAUCCCAUCACAAAACAAAGUGGGUCUCCCAUAACGGGUAUGGCUGUGCCAGGCAUGGCAUCAGGGCUUGCUUCAAGCAGCCCACUUUUGCAUACACAGUUAAUACGUUCCAGCUAUCCAACAACCUGUGCAGGGAUAUGAGCCUUAGUUGUAACCCCAAGGAAAUCCAAACCCAAACCUGUGGGAUAUGGAGAAACCACUGGUUGCCUAAAGUAAGCAUUAAGAUAUAUUUUAGUCUUUCUCAUGUUUAUGAAAGACACACACCCGUUCACAGUCAUUAACCAUGGGAGAGAGAAGCGUGUUUCCUUCUGCACCUUGACAAUACUCACGAGCGCCUCAGCUCUCUCUUCUUCUCCCCUUUCCUCCUCAUCCUCCCCCUUUUCCCUGUCUCAGCAAGCAUCUGUGCAGAUGUGGGCCAGUCCCACCUGUAACCCAUGGUUACAGAAUGAGACCAUCUGUUCUAAGAUGUGUGCAGCUUUACUUCUCAGGAGUCUUGGUCUGCAGUUCAGAGCACCCCUUGAUGUGAUGGAACUGAUGGCUCUAUGAUCACGAUCAUCUCCCCUGUGCCACAUUCCCGGGCACCUCUGAGUCAUGUUUCUCAUUCCGCCCAGCUGGCUGGCCUGAGAACUGCGGCUCCAGGGCUGCAGAGGGCUUGGGACUGGACACACAGGGGGUUUUGUCCUCCAUCUAAACCAUAAUUUGCAUAUUUUCUUAUGGCCUCCCUUUGUCUUUUCUAACAAAUGAGGAGGAAACUUGAACAGUAAUGCUGGAGAAUGUUUUUUCUAAGAUACUAUUUGUAAGCAAAUUUGAUUUUAAGAUGAAAUGUGAAUGGGUAACUGGGUGCCAGGGAAUUUAGCACUGAAUUAGACAGUCAACACUUUUUUAACCUUUGCAGGAGGAAAUAGAUUUUGCUCUCAUCUAAUGUUCACAAGAAGUAAUGUUGUAAAUAGUUUUUUAAGAAUAUUUAUUAUGUGUGCUGUAUACAGAUUCAUGUUCUGAGUGGUGUUGGUCUGCAUUGUAGUAUUGUAGAAGGAUAUAUUUUGAGCAGUGGACUUACUUUCAUAACACAGUUCACACAUGGAGAAAGAACAGAAACUAGGUUGAGAGCUGUUUGGGGCAUUUGAUCUGUAAUGCUACAUCAAUCCAAGCUUUAACUGCCCCCUCUUCUCAUCUGGUUAUGUUAUAUAUUAUAUAUAUUAUAUAUUAUGAAUAUAUAUAAUAUAUGAUAAACUGGUCAGUUCCAGAUCUGCAGAGCAGAUUUCCAGGUGUUCUUUCUGAUGUGUUGCCCAUAAGCAAUAAGAUCCUAGGAAAUAACAUUUAUUCUGGGCUCUGCGUUAGCCCUUGUCUCAGAGGAUAGGGUGGGGGUAGAACAGCUCUUGCUAAGACCUCUUGCCUUUGCUGGAGAGGUUGCUGUACUUGAAUUUUUGCUUCUGUUUGUCUGCACGCUUCUUUAUGUCAUACAACUCUAGCAAUGGAUGAGAAAUCUGCCAGCACCAGACACAUCAAAAAUUGGGCAUGGAGAUUGAAAAAUGAUUAUUUUUUUUCCCUGAAUCUGUAAGGCUUCCAGAAUCUAGUUGAGGCAAAGCUCAUUUGGCUGUAAACCUAAGAAUUUUUUCUAUUAGAAAUUUAAAUUGCUAAAAGUCCUUUGAGUCUGUCUACUCUGCCUUUGAAAGCUAAGUCCAUGUCCUGUGAUCUUCCUCUGUGCCUGAGUUUGAAAUGUCUGGGGUCAAAACGUUUAGAUCCAAGCAAGGCAGGCAGUCCCUCUUCCGCGGCUCCUAGCGUGUCCAGUUCCACAGCUUUCUAAGCUGUUGAGCAGCCUCUCCUGUGACCAUCCUAAACUUUAUGAAAAAUACCCCACACCCAAAUAACCAUGAAUAGAAUAAUGUAGUUUUUUAGCUUUUGGAAUUUGUCUUCUCUUUUGUAUUUAUGAUGGUGUUUGGAAUUUUUCACUAGUGUUUUUUUAGAUUGAAGUGGGUGCAUUAGGAUAAAGCUUUCCAUUGCUGAGCCUGAAAGCCAGCAAGGGGAGAAGUACUGACCUAUAUUGUGUCAUUGGGAAGGUGACUACUUGUGGUGGUGGGAGGGCGGGGAGGGGGCGUUGUAGAUUAUGUGGGAGUAAAAUAGAACUCUGGCCUGAGGCUCCCCAAGUGUUAUUACCUUGUAAUAAAUAAUCCCCUUAUUAGCCUCACUUAAUCUCAAUAGAAGCCUGCUGUUUACCCUCAGGGAACAAGUAGUUUUCAAAAUUGAGCUCCUCCAAGGUCACUGGCCAGUGCCUAUGUGCAGGCCUUGGUUGUCUUUGUGAACUCAUGGCAUUAUUUCCCCAUAUGCAUUAUGAUACUAAGAAAUUCAACCCCAACCUGUAUGAAAAGCACAGCCCAGGGUCCUACUUUAGGCUAGAGUUAAUGCCUUUCAGGGGCCAGGGGGGCAUAGGAGGCCCAUGCAAUUUAACUGAAGCUCAGGUGCCGUGUUGGGUUUUUAUUCUUUUUUAGGCCACAACCCUUCAGAAUGAGAUUAGGGCAGGGGCUGCUGAUCCGGCUGUGGAUCCAGGGAGCUCUAAGAUGAAUCUCUACCGUUCCUUUAAGGUCUUUCUGGUUCCUCCCAGUGUUGUCAUUGCCGAGGUCAAUCUUGUAGUUGUUCAGAUGUGCUCCUUUUUGCUGUCUUGUGAGUCUUAGCCAGUGAUCCAGAUGCCCAAGGAGAGAGUCUCCAGAGGGCCUAGCCCCUUCCCAGUACCAAGUGUGUGCUCCCAACCUGUGCGAAGGUGGUCUUUCCAAAAGCAGUGAAUUGAUAAAUUCUGCAAAUGGUAAUCUGGAUGAUUGGCGUGUAUCUCUUGGGCCUGGAUUUCCAUUAUGUUAGUGAGUGUAGGAAAAUACUGUGUCUUUAAUGGAUGAAAAAUUCAAUGUAUGCUGUGAAUUUGUUGGUUUGAAACAUUGAAAAAUUUUCAUUAGACAAUGUUUACAUACCUCACCUGAAGAACCUUUGAGAGUGUAUAUAUGAAAUUUAAAAAUAUAUUAAGUUGCUUUAAAACAAUAUGUAUAGCUAUAAAAGUUGGAGUUAUUUUAACUUUGAAUAUGUACCGAGUCUCUUAAAUAUUGAAAUCUGUGGACUUUUUGUGCUUCUGUGUUUUACUUUCCUAUUAGGCCAUGUAGGAAACUGUGUUCUUGUUAUUGGUAAAGGGGCCCUCACUGAAAUCCAAGCUUGGAAGGAUUUCUUUUGUUGUUUCAGAUUUUCUUGUUUGGUUUUGAGGGAUUGGGGUAUGGAGCUAGAGGAUGUGUGGGAGGGAUUUCUCUAACAUUGACAUCUAUUACAUGAGCUUUUUCUAGGCGCUUAUUUUAUUGCAGCGUAUUAAACUUCUUUGAUAUUAAA